This is a messenger RNA of Cynara cardunculus var. scolymus (artichoke), 1692 nucleotides long. RefSeq lists its product as uncharacterized. The transcript has 5 exons. The coding region runs from base 50 to 1486 and encodes 478 amino acids. NCBI's taxonomy places the organism in Eukaryota, Viridiplantae, Streptophyta, Magnoliopsida, Asterales, Asteraceae. Gene Ontology annotation, biological process: lipid metabolic process. Gene Ontology annotation, molecular function: triacylglycerol lipase activity. The record is from RefSeq and is a predicted model, not a curated record.
ACAUCUUCUUUCUCACUUUUGCUCAAUCAUAAACCCUAGCUAAACGACCAUGGCUACCGAUGUCAACGGUUCAAAACCAUGCGACAAGUCAUUUUGUCAAGAUUAUAUGAUUCUAAGCCCUAAAGAUGUCGGGUUAUGGGAUCUCACGAAACUCCUAUUCUCCAAACAUAUUGGACACAGGAAUUUCAUAGACUGUCCCGAUGGAACCGUUGAAGAAAGCUUUUGGAGUCGUGUCGCAAUCUUCAUGUCUGUUGUUUUACAGAAGGUUCUUCACUUAACUUACAAACCCUUGGGUUGGUUAGGCUCGGCCAUCCAAUUCAUGCCCAACUUUAUGGAUGCCAAUGGAGGCUUUCUCAAGCUGCUUUUGAAUCUCGUAACAGGAAAACUGGUGGUACCUGACAUCGAGUCAUCGGAGUUUUUAUCGGCGAUUGGGCUAUGGGACAUAAGAAGAGAUUUAGACAGUAGAAUUAAGCAUGAUGAUCUCAGAUACACAAGUGCACUCGCUGUUAUGGCUGCUAAAUCGGCGUACGAAAACCAAGCCUACAUCAAAGAAACGGUCGAGAAGCAUUGGAAGAUGGAGUUCGUGGGGUUUUUUGAUUGUUGGAACGACUAUGAAGAGGAUUUCACGACACAAGGGUUCAUAUGGAGCGAUAACACUGGUGAUUCCGAGCUGAUAGGUGUUUCCUUUAGAGGCACAUCACCUUUCAAUGCCAAGGACUGGUCCUCGGACGUAGAUCUUUCAUGGCUUCACCUCCCCGACAUAGGCAAGGUCCAUGCCGGUUUCAUGAAAGCCCUAGGGUUACAAAAGAGCCAAGGUUGGCCUAAAGACCUCCAAUCAAACGUAGAAAAACCCUAUGCUUACUAUGCCAUGAGACAAAAGCUUAAAGAGCGUCUUGAAAACAACCCAAAUGCCAAAAUCUUGGUAACGGGCCAUAGUCUGGGAGCAGCAUUAGCGGUUUUGUUUCCGGCCGUUUUAGCAUACCAUAAAGAGACUGACUUGUUAUCAAAACUAGAAGGGGUGUAUACAUUUGGUCAACCUAGGGUUGGAGAUAAAAAAUUUGGUGAAUACAUGAAAGAGGUGUUGGUAGCUCAUGACAUGAGGUACCAUAGGUUUGUUUAUAGCAACGAUUUGGUUCCUAGAGUUCCCUUUGAUACUUCUGAACGCUACUUCGAACAUUUUGGUACAUGCCAUUAUUACAAUAGCUUCUACAAGGGAAAGGUGCUCCUUGAAGAACCAAAUAAAAACUACUUCUCGAUAUUUGCGAUAAUACCCAUGUUUGCAAACGCAACCUGGGAGUUGAUUAGGAGCUUCAUUAUGUAUUAUCAAAAUGGACCAGAUUAUGGUGAAACGUAUACCUGCCGAGGUUGGAGAGUGAUCGGACUUUUGAUCGCAGGAUUGCCAGCACAUGGCCCACAAGAUUACGUUAAUUGUACUAGAUUGGGUUCUCCUGAGUUGUUUGCUAAGUCAACCAGUGGAGUCAAAUGAGGGAUAUAAAUCGGGCGUACCAAGUUUGCACCAAAAAAUUUGCGAUAAAAUGCACUAUUUCUUAUUGAAAUAUCAAUAUUCUUUGCAAUUAUAUGUUUUUGUUGUAAAAAUUUCUAUUUUAUGCAACUAGAAUACCUUUGUAAGUACUUUGGGGUUUCAAUUUACCCGAUGAGUAGGUAAUCAGUUACCCGAUCAGUACUUUUUUC